AUGUCUCAAUGUGUAUGGGAACUGUUAAGCAUUGAGAAAUCUUUUAUAAAGGAAAGUGAAAACGACGAAAUAGAUCCAAUAUAUAAUUCUUCAAAAAACUAUGAAUUCGAUAAUUUACACAAUACGGAUAUAAGAUCGGAAAAAGUGGACUACGAUUAUGAAGAAGAAACGUCAAAGCAUUCGAAAAUAAAGAAUGAAAAGAACAAAUUGAAAUUUGAAAAAAUUAUGCACAAAUUUUUUAUUUCAGAUAUUUCCAAAUAUGUAAAAGCAUACGUAAAAAAGAAUGAUAGCAACAUCCGUAGCGAGAUAGGUAUAACAUCUAGUCAAAGCACCAAAUCGGAAGAAGAAAGAUAUUGGGUAAACAGCUACAUAUACAACUUUAUAAGCCACUGUCUCAUGACCUACAAUGACUGCAAGCAUUAUAUCGUCAUCACAAGCAGCAAGAACUUGAUCCAGAAGUUAACCGGAACCGGCUACGGAUAUUACGGCAUCUACUUUACGAAUGGGAAAAAAAUCGGAGGACUUGGCAAUUUAUUCAUAAAUAUAAAACAAGUAAGACACAUAAGUUACAGCAUCAUGAAAACCCUUCAAACGAGAACCGCCUCGGAUAGAUCCGUAUCAAAUAAUGAUGAAUCUUGUAGUUUCAUAUUUACGCUUUAA
Plasmodium gonderi is the source of this 660-nucleotide messenger RNA. RefSeq lists its product as hypothetical. The transcript is spliced from 3 exons. Bases 1 to 660 code for a protein of 219 amino acids. The record is from RefSeq and is a predicted model, not a curated record. NCBI's taxonomy places the organism in Eukaryota, Apicomplexa, Aconoidasida, Haemosporida, Plasmodiidae.